Lichtheimia ornata is the source of this 786-nucleotide messenger RNA. RefSeq lists its product as uncharacterized. Gene Ontology annotation, molecular function: RNA polymerase II cis-regulatory region sequence-specific DNA binding; DNA-binding transcription factor activity, RNA polymerase II-specific. Gene Ontology annotation, biological process: regulation of transcription by RNA polymerase II. NCBI's taxonomy places the organism in Eukaryota, Fungi, Mucoromycota, Mucoromycetes, Mucorales, Lichtheimiaceae. The record is from RefSeq and is a predicted model, not a curated record. Gene Ontology annotation, cellular component: transcription regulator complex; PcG protein complex. Bases 1 to 786 code for a protein of 261 amino acids. The transcript is spliced from 5 exons.
AUGGAGAUUCUCGAGCUUGUCAACCAAGACCACCUUCCCACCGAGGAGCGUCCUUUUGCAUGCACCGUUUCCUCUUGCAACAAGACCUUUGGCAGACGCUCAGACCUUGUACGCCACCUACGUAUCCAUACCAACGAGCGACCAUUCAAGUGCCGUGAACCUGAUUGUGGCAAGAGCUUUAUCCAGCGAUCAGCCUUGACCGUGCAUAUGCGUACCCAUUCAGGCGAGAGACCACACAUUUGUGAAUACCCAUCAUGCAACAAGAGUUUCAGUGACAGCAGCUCACUAGCACGUCACCGCCGCACGCAUACUGGCAAACGACCUUACAGAUGCCCAUUUGACGGAUGCUCCAAAAGCUUUGUGCGUAAAACAAUGCUUACCAAGCAUAUGAAACAUGAUCAUGCUAGCAAUGGUAAACGACCCAGUGUGCAGUGGCGUCCGUUUAUCGAAGAACGUCGUCUUGUUCAACAACAACAACAACAGCUACGACAGCAACGAUGCACGUGCGCUGAAUGUUUCUAUGGUGUUUUGCAUUCGCCCACAACAUGGCAACAAGCUGCUGCUGUGGCAGGUUCAUCACCUCCACCAGCACCACCUUCUCUCAUUGUAGAAAGCCCAAGCUCAAGCUCAGUGGAUGAUCUUCCACCCACAUCACCUGGAUUGUUACCAAGCCCAUAUUAUCCAUCACAACCCGGUGUCGUUCUUCCCAGCCUCUCAAGCUUUAUCGACGUUAAGGAUCAGCCCGAAAAUCGACGUGAUAGUGGGAUUUCUCUAUACUCUCUUUGA